UUCACUUCUUUCCCUUUUUUCAGAUAACCUCCCAAAAAUCACUAAGGAUAAUUACAAGGAAGUCCUAGAAAAGUUUGGAUCAAGAUCUGAGUUGGCAGGAGGGCCAUUUGACGCUGCUGAGUCUGAACUCAGCGAAGAAGAAGUUGAAGAGCUGUUCCGAGAGAAUGUUCCUGCUUUGAUUGUUGAAAACAACCAAUUAUUGACAAAAUUCUUUUUGUCUCCUGAGUUCUCUGUGGAGUAUGAAUCAAACAAGAGUUUGCCUAUAAUGCGGGUUCGUGGCAACAGUGUGCUGGAAACUGUCGGAAUGCUCAAGUAUACUUUCAAGAAGAAAAAUGCAGUUAUUCUUGAGGAUGGAGGUAAAAAAGCAGAUCACACGUGA
This is a messenger RNA of Strongylus vulgaris, 379 nucleotides long. Lineage: Eukaryota; Metazoa; Nematoda; Chromadorea; Rhabditida; Strongylidae. The record is from the annotation of a GenBank genome assembly.